AUGCUACUCGGACGAGCCGCCCACAGCCAGCAGCUCAGCUAUAAAGAUAGCAUCCAAGCGUUAGCCUACGGCAAUAUCGCCACCUCCUCAGUGGAAUCCAGCGGUGAGGUCUGGUUGAACAUCACUGGCUUUGCGGAGACCGAACUCCCACACGUCCAGACGGUGGUGGGAAUCCACUCCUUGGAUAACGCCCGCGAGCUACAGGUGAUCGCGAAUCUGGCGCAAAGCGCCGCGAGUCAGGCACUCUGGGGAGAUCUCGUGUUUCUGCACAAUGUCUUUUCAAUGAACGCCUAUCCCGCGUACGCCAACGUCACCAGCACGCAGAUGCAGGCCGGUCUGUUAAGCGCUGUGAGCGGCAAGGAUAGGCCAGAAGAGAGCUUGAUCGAGCUCUACGCCAGCACAUCGAGCGCCCCGGGUCUAGAGGUGGUGUACCGCGCACUCCCUUCCCAAUACAACAAGCAGCAGCAGAGCAAGGCCGACAUCAUCUCCUCGGCAGCAGCGGUACCCACGAUGACGACCGCUGCCGCCGUCGAUAAACGCGAGAUGGACUGGACCCGCAACCAGAUCGUCUGCAGUGCCGCGCAUGUUGCCGUGGGCGCCGCCUGUAUUGCACUGCUUGGGCGUAUCCGCCUCAAUGGGAGCUGGAAGUCGGGCGGCCCACGCGAUAUCUGCUACGAGGGCUGCUGCAUCAGCUGGAGUGCCAAUGCCACCUUCCAGAUUCAAAAUCUUUAUAACGAUUCCCAGCGCUGUUAUAGCGUCUGCUUGGAUGCGUCCGGGGGCGUCAGCUGCGAGGCUUACAACGUCAGUCUGCAGGGAACCAUUGUCAACCAGUGCUUGAGCAACCGGCCAGAUGGAUGCGCUUAA
Messenger RNA from Penicillium coprophilum, 864 nucleotides. RefSeq lists its product as uncharacterized. The coding region runs from base 1 to 864 and encodes 287 amino acids. The record is from RefSeq and is a predicted model, not a curated record. NCBI's taxonomy places the organism in Eukaryota, Fungi, Ascomycota, Eurotiomycetes, Eurotiales, Aspergillaceae. The transcript has a single exon.